AUGUUGGCCACUCGCUCCAUGUUGAAAACCGUUGCUCAAAACCCCUCGGUCCGCGUUGCCAUGUUCAAGAAUGGCGUUGCUGCACCCAUGGGCGUGAGACAUUUCAACGUCUCUCGUCCUGCUAUGGAACAGUCUCCCGAUGCUGAAUCCGAGCUUCUUCGCCAACAACGCAAGGUCCGUCCCAUUUCGCCUCACUUGAGCAUUUACCAACCCCAGCUCACUUGGUACGGUUCCGCUGCUCACAGAAUUACUGGUUGUGCUAUUGGUGGUGGCUUUUAUCUUGGUGCUCUUGCUUAUCUCGCCGCCCCUGCACUUGGUGUUCAAUUUGAUACCGCCGCCAUCAUCUCUUCGGUUGCUGCUGCCCCUGUCGCUGCCAAGUUUGUUGCAAAGACUACCAUCGCUGCUCCCUUCGUUUACCACUGCUUGAACGGCAUUCGUCACUUGGUCUGGGAUACUACCAAAUUCAUUGAUAUCAAGGGCGUCUACACUACCGGUUAUGCUGUAUUGGGAGGUACCGUUGUUGGCACUCUUUAUCUUGCAUCCAUGUAA
This is a messenger RNA of Lichtheimia ornata, 549 nucleotides long. Its product is annotated as succinate dehydrogenase, cytochrome b556 subunit. Bases 1 to 549 code for a protein of 182 amino acids. Gene Ontology annotation, biological process: mitochondrial electron transport, succinate to ubiquinone; tricarboxylic acid cycle. Gene Ontology annotation, molecular function: succinate dehydrogenase activity; electron transfer activity. The transcript has 5 exons. The record is from RefSeq and is a predicted model, not a curated record. Lineage: Eukaryota; Fungi; Mucoromycota; Mucoromycetes; Mucorales; Lichtheimiaceae. Gene Ontology annotation, cellular component: membrane.